Messenger RNA from Phlebotomus argentipes, 950 nucleotides. RefSeq lists its product as uncharacterized. Bases 342 to 857 code for a protein of 171 amino acids. The transcript is spliced from 5 exons. NCBI's taxonomy places the organism in Eukaryota, Metazoa, Arthropoda, Insecta, Diptera, Psychodidae. The record is from RefSeq and is a predicted model, not a curated record.
UCUGUUGAUCACUGCCGCAGUCCAUUUGUGUGUCACACGCUGAAAAGUGCGCGGAAAAUUCUCCGGCAUAAAUUCUCUGGUGCGAAGUUGGAUUUUGUUGCCUCUUGUGCGCGGGUGAAAAAUGUAGAUUAGUGAUUAUCAGUUGGACAAGAUCUUUCUACUCAAUCUCCACCAUCUAUUAAUAAAUAUCCAUUCGGGAAGGUUUAAUUAGUUUCCGCAAACCGCCGACAAAUCCCACCAUUUCCAGCUCUUUCCCCAACCAUAUAUAGUCUCAAUUGGCUUUUCCGUGCGAACAUCAUUAGUCGCUGGCUGGACAGGUGGUCUUUUGGCGUGCGUGAAAAAUGACUUGGACCGUCUUCUUCUCCCUCCUGACCUUCGUUCUGUUGAUGAAUCUGCGGAAGAUAUCGGCAUGCAAUGGAUACAAAACAAACUUGCACUAUCUGGAGAACUGCGACAAGCAAUCUGUUAUCAGUGUGGAUAAUAACUUCAAGGUGCAGCUGACCAGGGAAUGCCAAAUCAUCGCCAAUGGAUGCAUUCAAACUGCUGGCUUCCAGAAGGCCUACUUGAGAGCGACCAUCAGCAAGAAUGGAAUGGUUAUUCAUCGGAUAGAAACGGAUUUGUGUGAUACAAUGAACAAAGCAUCUGCGGAAGCUAAACAUUACCUGAAGCUCUUCGGACUUCCUGACAAAUGUCCGGUGGAAUCUGGACGUUCUUGUCAGGAUUCUUCCACAAAGGCAGAUAUUUCCAAGUAUAAAAGAUAUCUGGCGCUGGCAAGAGGCUUAAUUCAAAUUGACGCCAGAAUUGAUCAUGAAAAUGGAAAGACUUGCAUUAAAGCUGAAGUGGAGAUCACGAAAUAGGCUCAAUAUAAUCCGUGUAAGAAUUAUUGCUCAGUAGAUUUUAGCCAGUAAAGCAGCAAAAUGUUCAUGAAUCAUUCGGUGUAUUUUUUAAUU